AGGACUUUCAAAAUGGCAGAUCAACGCGUGUCGUGCGGGAGAGAUUUUUUCUGUGUUCCUGACCUUGCUGGAGCCUUAAGGAACGCUACGAACGGAGGGUAUGGAGUUUAUAAGCUACUUCUUCUGCUAGAAUUGUUUCUUUGAAAAUAAUAUAUAGAGAUCUCUUACAGCCAGUAGUGUUUAGGUUUGAUAUGGAGGUUGAAUUAUCACAUGUGCGCGUGCAAGACUUUCAUACUGGAAUUAUCCCAAAAGAAAGCUACUAGAUCACAUUUUUAAAAACAUAAUUGUCAUUACGUGACUGGCUUAUAUUUUAGCCCAUUCUUCCAAAUGGGAAGUCCCCAGGCGGUGAGCUAAACAAUGAGUCACAGGGAAAUUCUUCAUUAAGAGAUGUCAAGUAUGCAAAAGCGGCUAGUUCCGACAUUUAGUGAGUUAACAUGAGUUAUGAUCACAUACCGUAAAAUUCCGAAAAUAAGCCCCGGGGCUUAUAUUUUUCAAAGGCCCUUUUUAAGGGGCUUAGUUUUGGAGGGGCUUAUCUACAGAAGGAAAUUUGCGUUUCAAAAUCGAUUGGGCUGGCCUUAUAGUGGAAGGUAAAUUUACCGUUUUUGCUUUGUCUUACUUUGUAUUUGAGGGUAAUUUUCCUAGUAAAAACUCCCGGGGGACUUAUAUUUGAACGGGCGAUUAAAUGGAAGGUUUUUUGCAUUACCAGUUUGGGGGGCUCAUAUUUGGAGGGGCUUAUACAUGGAGGGGCUUAUUUUCGGAAUUAUAUGGUAGACUGUGGGACGGUCCAAAUUUGUAAGAAUACGAAACUCCAAAACUUCAGAUUUGGGCAGUAUAAAUUUGAGAACCAGUAAAUGUUAAUAUUGAACAAGGAUGGGGACCUGGACAUGGAUACCACCUGUGUCAACCCUUUAUAAUUAGGGAGCUUAAGCAACAGUGUUUUUGAGCGACGGACGUCAACCGGAAGUGGACUUUUUGCAUCAUUGGGCAGUGGUUCUGUUGAAAAUCUUGGGUAAAUCGUCUUUAUAAGAGAAGAGAAACUCAGCAAUACAAAUUUGUUAGCGUCAAGGCAUAUGAGAAGGGAGAAGACCUCACUUCCGGUCGACGUGCGUCGCUCAAAAACGUCUUUGCUUAAGUUCCCUAUUAAUACAUGUGAAAUGCAGCAGUGGAUCCACUCAAUAAUGAUGAGGAAGAGGUUGAAAUAUCAUCAAAAUAUUUUGCUUCAAAAAACUCAUGCCUCUGGUUUGUAUUUUUUUUAUUAAUAGUCAGUUAAUAUUCUUUGAGACAAGUUAUGUCCAUGUGUCUAUUUUUGUGCCCUCCAUUAGUUAUCAAGCUAUGGAAACGGCUUAGCUUUUGUAUAAUGUUCUUUGGCCUCAGCAAUUUCUCUAUGAGGAUUGCUCCCAUUCUUCAAAUUAAAACAAUAAUGCAGGACACUAAAAUUUGUCCCAUCUCCAUUUCAGGUUUGAUUUUAUCUGUGUUCCUAUCUGCCAUCCAAGAUACCGCAGAGAAUUCUUAGAUCCAGUUCCAAACAGAACAGGAGCAUUCACCCGUUCUGACUUGGUGCUUCCUAGUCAAGGUGAUAAGAUUGCAGUGGACCUCCUCUCAUUUUGUAUUAAAUUUUGAUAUACACUGUACAUGUAGGGCAAGUCAUCUAUCAAUGGAAAGUGCUAGUUAAAUGUUAUAAUCUUGGCAAAUUUUCAGGCCUUUUGGCUUUGUCAAAAAAGAGACACAUGCACAGCAGCUGUAUUGAGGAUGUCUCUUGUCCCUGCCCAAAAGUAACUUUCAGCAGAGACUAGCAACAGCUGGAAAUAUGUCCGAGUUUAAGUUUUUGUCAGUGUUGUAUCUUAUCAACUGGGAAUUUUUACUUUUCUUAAGUGAAGUUACUGCUGUAUCAGAGUAAGGAAACCAGGCCUUUUCCCAUUUGCUGUAUGUCACUUUGCGACAUCUAAACUGAACUGAAAUACCUUUUAUUGACCUGUAGAUUGGAAUAGCCUGAUUGUUGGCAAAAUUUCACCAUGGCUUGACUUGGAUUCUUCCAAUGAGAUUGUGCGAAAGAAUUCAGAACUAGUAAGUUGCCCUAUAAAGGGAUUAGUUUUGUUGGUGUAGAGUAGUUUUGCAUCCACUAAAGACUAUAGAUUGAGACAUGUAAGACAUACAGCUUGCAUCUGGAUAAUUGAGGCUCUACUUGUAUGUCAUCUGGUAUAGGAGUACAUAAUUUAGGGAAACUCAAAAGUCAGAGCUGUAAGUAGAGUCUUGGACUUAACUAAGGAUCGGAACAUUUUCUUUUUUCCAGUUCUGCUCAUGAAAUAAAGUAGUCAUUUAUGAUUUGGUGUAAUCCAGAUGUUAGUCAGAACUGCCAGCUGUGGAAUUUAAAAUGAAUGAAUACAAACCAUUCACAAUUAUAGUGUUCAUUCCCAAUCCCAUCCGCUGUGAUUAGUUAAGUUCUUUUGCUUCUGCUUGUUAUUAAUACUGUACGAUAGAUUGUAAUCAAUGUAGUGAAAAACAGAACCUGAACUCUGUUCUUGCUAAAUCUAUACUUGUACUUGCUAAAUCUGUACUUGCUAUAUAUACUCUGCAUUUCUGAUUAUGGCUCCCACUUCAACUCUGUCAUUAGUAAAACCAGCCUUUAAGAUAACAAACUAAACUACACGCUGCAUUGCUUCAUGAAAUGUGAUUUUGAUAUAUUUUUCUUUCUGCAGGGAUUGCAUCAGGAACUAUGUUAUUCAGUUCACUUGAGUCUUCCUGCUGUUCUUGUUCCUCUGAAGAGUUAUAAGUGCACAAACCUUGCACAUCACAUCAACACAAGUAUAACUGACACGCAUGUACAACAGGUUAGUUCAGUUUGACAUCCUGGUCUUAUAACCCUGUCUCAAAGCGUUGCUGAAAAGCUUUGACAUAGAUGUUGAAGCCUGGGAGACCAUGGCCCUAGACUGGCCUGCCUGGUGUAGCAAAGUCAACAAAGGCACUGUCCUCUAGAAGCAAAACAGGAUAGUAGGGGCUCAGAGGAAGCGUGAGCUGCACAAAUCCAAAGUGAUCUCCUUGACACCUGCUCAAGAAACUUACAGCUGUACAAGUGUCCAGAAUGUGGCAGAGCCUUCCUCGCCCAUAUUGGGUCGAUCAGCCACAGCUGGAAACACAGCACCUAAUCCCUUUCCAACGUUAUGUUCUUGGUCAUCAUUGACUAUGACGGACGAACAACGUAACCCUGAUCAACUGGUAUUUGGAAAUAAUUAUUAUUAUCUAGAAUGGUUUUAGCCCUGUCUUUGGGCUCUAACUGCUCAAACUUGGGAUACAUUGUCCUAUUCACCAUUUUCAUCAACUACACCACUUUACAAAGACUGCAUAGCGCUAAGUCUCCCUUAAAUUUUUUGUCAACCCUCUGGUGAUUUUUUACCGGAUUCAUCACCAAUUUCGCCAUUCCAUGCAUUGCUGGACAUAAAUGCAAUAUUGUGCUCAGGUGAAUGCUGUGACUACAGCAUUUUUAACCCUUUAAGUCCCAAUAUUGACCGACAGCAAUUUUCUCCUAAUGAUAUUCAUACCCUAUUAAGAGAUUAGGUUAUGAGUAUUAAUAAACUGAUCACCAAGUGGAAAUACUUUGAUCUUUUGUCAAAUUCUCGUAACUUAUUCUUUAAGGAAAUGUAUAGAGACUAGUUUGGAGAAUUUGUAUGUGAAUAUUGGGGAUGAAAGGGUUUAUAUGAAGCAUCUUGGAGUAUUUCUUCUCCCCCUGAACAGAAUGCUAGAACAACAGGGGCACAUAAUUCAAAUAUUUUUUUAAAAUAUGAAAAUAAUGAUCAGGUGCACUUUCUUUGGUAGGAAGUUAUAACAAAGUUUUUUUUUUAUGCAGGUUUGGAUCCAUGUUCCUAUGAGGAGUCCAGAGGAUGAAUGUGAAAGACAUCUGUUUGUAGACCAGGUAACUUUAAAUAACUGUUUAACAUCACAUACACUGUAAUGCAUGUUGAAGGAACUUGGUGAUGUAUCUGUCACCUUGUGGUUGUUAAGUUGAACCCCACCCACUUAAUAAGGACACCUCAUUAUUACAGACAGUUUCUAUGGUGCCAUCAGUGUCUGAUCAACAGGGUUUGACUGUAUUUCAGUUAUUUUCCCACGUUUGUGUUACAAGUCAAAUUUGAUUUCUAGUUAAUUUUCAUUUAACCUAGGUUGAUUCUCAAUUUCUAAUGUCUCCUAGUCCUAGAAGACAAAGGAAAUUAAGAAUCAACCUACAAUCAUGGACAAAAUUCUUGGGACACUUUUGCAUUUCUGGGGUGUUGUCCAAUCCACACAGAUCCAACCCCUCCCCUCACCCCACAAACAAUGUUAGACGGUCUUGGACGCGUGUAUCCAUAAUUUUUUCCGAGUUUCAACUUUGUAUAGGGUGGGGGGAGGGAGAAAUUCAAGAAAAUUUUGAAAAGGAUGCACUGUUUUAAGAGGGGACCGAGAAAUGACAGAAAAAUAUGAAUAUUGCGGUACUGUCCAAGGACUUUUGUACUGGAUUGUAGGUUAAAAAAUUUUAACCUGAAAUCAAAUUUGACCUCUCUAACAUUGCCUUUUUGCUGGUGCAAUGUUUUUAAAAACCUGUACAAAAUUUAUUUUAACCUGUGGGUAAAAUUGUAUCUUUUGGAUCAGGAAAUAGUUUUUCCUAACAGAAGGUUAGGGUUUGAGUUUUAGCUUCAUUGUUCUAGAUUUUUUUGAGAGGCAUAAAAUUAACGUUGUACUGUUUUUUAGAGAAUACUAGUGGUAUGUUCUGUUUCACCUCAGUGAUCUUUAUUUGUAGUAAAUAAUUAAUUUUUUCAGGAAGAAGUAGCAAUGACCAAGUUUGACAAAGAUCCUUGGGAAUGGUAAGGUUUAUUAAUGAGUUUUUGAGUUUUAAGUGGCAUUUUCAAAUUUGCAUAAUAGGAUUUCUCUUAAUUUUUUGGUUAUUCUUAAGUAUAUUUAUACAGUACUUACUGAUCGGGAUAGUAUUAAUUUUCAUACAGACUGUAUGAAGAUGCCACUAUCAGCCAUCACUAAGUAGAUAAUUUUGUUGACCUUUAAAUAAUGAUGUUCUUUCCUAUUUAGUCUAUAAACAAGUACAAGCAGUGAUGGUUUUAAUCACGCAACAAGGCAGCCAUACUGGUGGACAAAACAGUAAUUUUUUUUUGCAGAAUUUCCAUGAUAAAAAAAGGGUUCAGUUCCCAGUGAAGGAUUAUUGGUUUUGUUUUUGUCCAAAAGUGUGAACACCAUGACCUCAGCUGAAAACCAGCUAUACAGGUUUAAUUACUGUUUGGCCCUGAUGCUGGUGACCAUUUUUUUCGAACUGGUUUUUACUGAACAUUGAAGAAGAUCAUUUUGACUGUCUUUUUUAAUAAUUUGUAGGUGGAAUUUGUUUAGAACUAUUUGUGCAAACAGUAGAAAAGUUGGUUUGGGUAAGUUCUUGAGUCCAUACAAGGAUAUAGACCUUUCCCGCAUUCCUGUAGACAAAGGCACCAACUUGAGGCUCAGGUGGAAAAAAUACGGUGAUUUGUAUGAAAUUGUCCACCUGAGCCUCAUCCUCAUUUCUUUAUGUUUGUUCACUGGAGUGUAAUGCAGGAAAGGUCUAUUAUUAAAGCAUGUAGAUUCUACAGUUUACUGUGACUACUACAUAUAUAUGUCUGACAGUUUCUCUUUAGUAAUACACUUUCCAAAUGCCCUAUUAUGGACUGCAUACUACAACUGCCAGAGGUUGUGAGUUUUUGGCUGGUUCAUGUGGUAGAUUUUUUGGCUAUACAAUAAUAUUAUUUUUACUCUUUUACCAUUAAGCCCACAGCAUGAAUGAUUUUGUGUAAGUCAAUCCACAUCAUCCAUACAAUAAUAAUAAUAAUAAUAAUAAUAAUAAUGAUAAUAAUAAUGAUAGAUAAUUGUUUACAAUUGCUCUGUUGAAAACCAGAGAUAGUUAAAUACUAAAUUUGUAUUUAAUUUGAGAAAAGUUUAAUAAAGUAUGUUUUUAUAAUAAUAAUAAUAAUAAUAAUAAUAAUAAUAGUAAUAAUAAUAACAAUGAUAAUAAAGUAUUACUUAUUACUAUUAAGUUAAAGAUUAUUAUGAUAUAUUAAAAUUUACAGCAUAUAAUUAUUAAUAAUAAUGAUUACACAGUAAGAGUUCUCUGUACUUGUUUGACUGAAAUUUAUGACGAAAUAUUAUAAUGUUUACACUCUCUACCUCUAAGCUUUGGAGAUUUCUGCUGAGUUGCCUUCAGAGGAAGAGUUAGAAAGAUGGUAUGGAGAACCAGUUAAAGCAGCAAUCCUUCCCACAAGUUUAUUUCUAACAAACAAGAAAGGUACAAAGAAUUGACUCUUUUAUUUAAAGUUCAUCAGGGUAAGAAGAGGGCCCAUAAUGCAAAUGUAAUAAGGCUUUUUGCACGUAUAUGAGCAAUCACUCCUUACAUAGCCACCUGUCAUUUAAAUAUUUAUUAAUUUUAUAUAAUUAUUAUAAGUGUCCUACUGUGUUCUUACCAGACCGCGGCUUUGCAGGAUUGCUGCACUUUUUUAGGAACUGCCGCACUAUAAUUAUCCCAAGGGAUCCCAAGGGCGCAGAGAAGGAACAAAAACCUAUGACAAAACAUACGGUAUAAGCAUACGUACAGUGCACACAUAUGUACACUUCCUUGUAGUAUAAGCCAAAAAUUAAUUGGUUAUGGCUUCUUUAGAAACACCCAUCAUUAUCUACAGUGUAAAAUGCAGCCCUGUGAAAACAUUGAGUUAACUGUAUCUAAAAAGUGUGACCCGCUUUUCUCCCUCAUGACCGCGCCCUUUUAGCUUCUUUAUGGGUCCUGUGGACCUGAGUGUAUGAAUCCUGUUACGAACACUGGUGGCCUGUGGCCAUCUCUUAAAGAUAAAGUAACCACCCGUCCAAAAUUCCUGGGCAAAGAAUUGCAGUUAAAACCUGCCAUGAGCGCACAUGCACUUGCAUUAAAUGACUACCAGUCAGGGCAGUGGCUUCUUUAUUAUUUAAAGUUUGACUGUAUUAAUCUUUGCUCAACAUUAUCUGAUUGUUAGGUUUUCCAGUUUUAUCAAGAGCUCAUCAAGCACUUGUUAGAAGGUUGUUCAGGGUGAGAAGUUCUGUUGUGAAACUUUUACAUUCUAGUUUUAGUUAAUUUUUGUGUCCCAUUUUGAAAAGUGCUUGAAAUCACUCAAUGCAUCUUUUAAUAUUUCAGUUGAAUGCACAGUUGAUUUUGACUGGUGUCAACAAACACAAGGACAAGGUAAGAAUGUACAACAACUCAAUACCAUUAGUUACAGCUGCCUUUAAAAAGAAAAUUAACCAAAAUAUUAAACCACUUUGACUUAGUAAGUAAUUAUAAAUCCAUAAAGUGUACAUUAUCUUCGUUAGCAUUCUUUCCAGGUUGCCAUCAUGGUUCAAAAUCUUUAUUGUCACCUAACACAAUAAAGAUUUCCCAUCAAUCUCAGAUACCCAAAUAGAAUUCAGGCCAUAAAUAAGCAAGAGAAAUGCCUCUUCAUUGUGCUCUGUUCUUUCGCUAAAAAAUUUUUAACAUACCGGUAGUUCAGUUUUAAGCUUGUUUAAUUAUGUUUCUUUACUUUUUGUAUUUUUGUUAUCACUUCAAUAUGAACAUGUAAUGAAUUAUUGUGCUGUUUGUUAAGUUGUUAAUAAAGUUUAUUAAAAAAAAUAAUAUUGUCACCAAACACAAGAGCCAUCAUUCAUUCAUUCACUUUAUGAACGAAAUAAAUAUAGUUAACCAAGGUUUCUCUUCCACCGUUUACAUUGUAGGGACUGGGAUUCUACUACCAAUACCUUGCCCAUCUUUACCAGGUAUGUGAUAACUAUUAACUGGUUUUUGAUAACAAAACGAGACUUAAAAGUUGACAUUAAGUUGAAACUCCCUUCAGUGGCCACCCAAAGUGUGAAGAUCUAUGUUGUAGUUAAUUGUUUAUCUCAGGUAAUUUUUCUUUUUCUUUUUUUUGUCUCCAUUGUUUGGUCAAUAAAACUACUUGUUAUAGUUUAAAAAAAUGUGUAGAUCUGGUGUUCACUGCUUACAGGAGGUGGUUGCUGAAGAGAUUCAAGCCACAAGAUAGAAUAGGGGGGAGAGGGUUACGGGAGGCAGGAAAGGUAAGGGUGGGAGGUGGGAGUGCUUAAAGGGUGAGAAUUGGGAGAAAUAGACAGAAAUUAUGCAACAGUGUUUAGUAUUUGGCAAUCAAAAGAGGGUUAAAGGGGGGAAGCCAAUAAUUAAGGAGUGGGAGUAGGGAAUAGAGGUUUGGACACCCAUGUGACAUAAAGAUUUAAAAGGUUUAAAGGCUUGUUUAUAGUGGAAAGUGCACUUAGCUUAUCCAGCAGCUAGUUUACAGGCACUCCAGUCAAACACUUAGAAACAAGUAAUUCAAAUACAACAUAACACAAAGGGAUUAAAAACCUCAACUGGUAGGAGGCAAUCAGUUGGCUAUUUACAAGCUAGUGUGGCCAAGGAUUUGAACUUGGGACCACCAAGAGCAAAUCCAGUAACUCGCCAGAGCGGGACUCGAACCUGGGACUGCCGGAUUGUGAGUCCGACGCGCUGAUCACUCAGCCACACUGCCUCCUGUGACUUUGGAUGUGGCGGUGUUUUGAAACAUGCUAACUGUUUCACUUACACUGUAGGUUAUGGAUUUUUCUUUUUUAUAGCCUGGAAAACUCCUGGUGAUUCAAACAGACCCUUCAUGGUAUAAUGAUGAUAUUGAUGAAUGUUUGUUUUAAUUAUUUCUUCAGACCCAGCCUCAGUUGGACAAUGUUAGUCAGUUUGCUAAAGGAUAUGAAGACUACUUGCAAUGCCCUCUGCAGGUAAGAAAUGUAUUGCAUCUCGCUUUAAAUUUUAGGGCUAAAAGCUCUACUAUUCACCAUCAUUUGCCAUGCUACAUGUAUAAUCAGCAUAUAUUCUAGUAAUUCUUCUGAGUACUGGGGAUAUUGGAUCCACGGCUCAAAAAGGGUACAUUUUGUACCUUUGCUGAAAGAUAGAGGUUAUUUUUUGAUGCAGGAAAUUUGUGUCAAACAGUUAUGUGACACACCAUGUGAGUGAGUCCCAGAUCAAGAAUUGACCUACAGAAUUGAUGGCUCUUAUUGUAAUGAUCUACCAUCAUCAGGGGCACCCAACGACAGUUUUCUGUAAACUAUUUUUUUGGAGAAGCAAAUAUUUCCUAGAAUUUUCUAAUACUUGAGGAUGAGUAAAUUUUUUUAGAUGACUGUUCCAUUCAUGGACAAUUUUCGAUGCUUAUCUAAUAAAUUUCCUUACGAUUUUCCGAAGUUUAAUUUUCAAAUUUUGCUUCCCAAGUUAGGCUGGUUUUUUUUUGUAGAAAAAAGGGAACCUAGUAAAAUUUUUGGAUUCAAAAAUGUGAUGGCUAGAGGAAUAAGAAAAAUUCUCAUUUUCAUAUAAUUUAUAAAUGCAUCCAAUUUCAUGAGAAAAUUUUCGGGAAAAUAAUACUCAAGCCCUUGAAAUUCAGAGAAGACUCAAUGACUGAACAGAUACAAAUUCUAUGGCGCAACUUAGAAUGCAUUUCUAGAGAUCUAAAACUGUUGCGGAUUGCCUAAAAAGUGUUUUCAAUGCAUUUAAGAGGAAACCAUCAUUGGGUGCCCCUGCAUCAUAAACAAUCGUAUAUUUUUGUAAAAAAUAAUAUUUAACCAAAUAAUAGUAAACUCUCUAUAACAUUAAAUCUCCUUUAAAGGGUGUCAAGUUAGUAGAUUUUUAGAUAAUGUGUCACACUGCGGAAUAUCUCUUUGUGUCUGUUAGGAGGCAAAAAAGUACAGAAGCGUGCAACAACAUACCAUACAAGUGGAGGGUGGGGGUGGGGGUGGGGGUGUAGUACAAGUGGGGGAAUGAAAACUGUAUAAUUUUACAGAGUUGUCUGACUUUUCUGUUAUUAUAUUUCAGCCUUUGAUGGACAAUCUAGAGUCUCAAACAUAUGAAAUAUUUGAACGAGAUCCUAUUAAAUAUAGAGAAUAUCAAAGGGUAGGAUACUUAGUUUUCUCUUGUUGGUUCUUUAAAUGUAUUUAUUAUUAGUUGUAAUCUUUUACCCUUUAUACCGUAAAGAAUGUCAGUGCAAUUAAAAAGGAUUCUUUAGCAACAGUUAUUAUUUUGGCUAUUUUGUUUUUUAUUACUGAGUACCAUUGCCAGUGUAUGCUUUUCAUGCUCUAUAAACUACAUAACUGUGUCUUCAAAUGCGUACAUGCCCCUCUUCAGUUUCACGUAGGACAUUUUUAAUUUUAAAAAUAUCAUGUCUCAGACUCUUGUCACUUGUAAUUUAUUUCUGGGGUAGUGAGCACAAGUCUCCAGGGACCAGUUGUAUAAAUCUGAACAUUGGACAUAACUAGUAAGGUCGGCCUUCAGCCCAGUCAAACUCUUUAUUUUUACUCCAGACGUUAACAGUUAUGUCAGAUGAAAGGUUUUAUGCAACUUGGUACCAUCUGGACUAGCUAAUGACCAAGGCCGAGUUGUUCAAAGCUGGGUUGAGAUAACCCAGGGUUAGUGCAAAAUUUGAGCUUAGAUAUGAUAGCUUCAAAAACUAAUUCAGUUUAAUUCACUUUGACUACCAUUUCAUGAUUGGAUACUCUAAAAAGAAUAUGGAAAAUUAUCCAAGAGAGUGCUUUUGAUGAAAAGAAAAGAAGCCCAGGUUAAAAUUUAAUCCUGGGUUACAGCUAACCGGCAUUUGAACAACUGGGCCCAGAAGGUUUUGUUUUAAAACCCUGUGUCAGCCGAACUCACAUUUCUAUUCCCAAAUCACCUGUUUCACUGACUGAAGUAAAAACAUUCUCAAUUGUAGGCAGUUCAUCAAGCAUUACUUGACAGAGUUCCCGAGGACCAAAAGGAUUCUGUUGUAACGUUAGUAUUGUUAUUUUGUGUAACAGUUAUUGCUUGUGGAUACAAUCAGUAGUGCAAUAUUCAAAGGGGUAUGUUACCGUUGAGUAGCUAAUUUUGUUAACAAUUCCAAUUAUGCACCCAUAUUCGCCAUGGAACUUGAGAAAUUACUUGUAAAUGGCAAAAUAACACGACAUUUUGGCGAACAGAUAUGUCUCCCAAGCGUUAAAUCAAAUGUUACAAACAACAAAAAUGAACUUGGAAAAACUGUUAGGCUAACAAGUUUUCAAAAAAUACAAUUGCAAUCUGUUUCAAUCUUCUCCAAGUUUGUCCAUCCAUAAUUCCUUCUUUUGUAUUUGCUGUGUUAUUUUAUACCCUAUUUUUAUGUUCUUAGCAGUUAUAUUAGUGUUUUACUCAGUUUGGUGGCGUUUCCUGCCGUUAGAAUUUUCAAUAAGUUUCGUGACACAGCUCCUUUAACCCUGAUAAAAGAUCAUGGCAUUUUCUCUUUGGUGAUCAUUUUAUUAAUUCUCAUAACUUUAUCUCUUGACAAUGUAUGGGUAUUGUUAGGAGAAAAUUGAUAUUGGUCACUGUUGGGACUUAAAGAGUUAACUGCCAGCCGUUUCCUUGUCAGGGUAAUUAUGGUAGUUGGUGCUGGGCGUGGUCCACUCGUUCGAGCCUCAUUGACAGCCGGAGAGGAGUCAGGACGAAAGGUCAGAGUGUAUGCAGUGGAGAAGAACCCCAAUGCUGUAGUCACGUGAGUGUUUCUAUCUUGUUGUGUUAGGAUUUUCCACAUUCCACUUCAAAUCAAGAAUUUAAUUGUGUAGCAAUCAACCAUGGGCUAAUGCCUACCGUAGGAGUCUUCUGAGGGCAGAAAAUGUGUGCUCUGAAGUCGCCUAUGUCACAGGUAUUGUCAAAUUCAUCUUUGUUCUUUUUAGCACCAAAGCGUGUGGGCUACGGACAUCCCCCCUCCCCCCUGCUUCGCCGCCCAUGCAUAGAUGGAUACCUCCUAUAGAUACUGUAAUAAAAAUUGAUCUUUGAUAAACUAGGUAACAAGUAUUCUGUGUAAGCUGAAUGCAAAAGCUCUUGAUGUUUGACGCCUGGGGUGGAGAAGCUUGCUCAAGUAGAUUUUAAAGCUAACAUUUUGCUCUGCUGUAGGUUGGAAACUUUGAAAGAGGAAGAGUGGAACGGUGAUGUCACUGUUGUGUCAUGUGACAUGCGCGAGUGGGAUGCUCCUGAAAAGGUAGUAUUUUAGAGUAGUAGUGGCACGUGAUCUUAUGGCUGUCAAAUCUUUCCGUGAAUUCAUAUUCUUGGUUUAUCCUCAGGCUGAUAUUCUUGUGAGUGAGUUGCUGGGUUCAUUUGGUGACAACGAAUUAUCUCCCGAGUGUUUGGACGGAGCGCAGAGUUUUCUUAAAGGUUAGUGAAUUUUCGAUAUUUUAUGGCCCAUCCAUAUAUUUCGUUUUAUUUGCUUAUUCAUUGCGCGAGCAAGGUUUCAAGUAAACUUAGCUCAGUUUACUAGCAUCCAGACCCGAUUCAUCUUAACAGAGAACUUAGCAGCAAUGAUGAUGACGACGGUUACGAAAACGUCACUUAAAAAUUGAAGUCGCACUGCUUCAACUUUAUCGCGCUUAUUCCAUGUCGUUCAAUUCGUUAAAUGAUGGUAAUUUUGUUCUGGAGUUGAGUUCUAGGAGGCUGUAUCGAAGUUUAUGACCAUUUAUGAAGGAGAAAUAGGCCCGUCGCCGUCGCCGUUUCCGUGCCCUAGUGACUCUAAACGACUUUGACAAGAGUGUGUACGCCUUCCUUUACAGUCUAUAAAUCAACUGACCAAGUAUAUGCCUCAAAUGACUUGCAUCUUUUUCUCCUGGGCUUGAGUCGUUGUAGUUAUGAUCUGUUUUUUUUUUUUUACAGAUGAUGGAAUAAGUAUCCCGUGUGAAUACACGUCCUUUUUGGCUCCAAUAGCUGCACCCAAAUUGCACUUUGAAGUCGCUCAGAGUAACGAUAGUGGCAAAGGACCAUUGGUAAUAUUACAUGCAACUCUUAAAACUCUCAGAUCAGGAGGUGUUUUCUUCGUACUGUGUUCCAUACAGUUUUUAUGGUGCUCAUGAGGAGAAUUUUCGUCCCAAAAAGAGAGAGGCAAAGACGAUCUGCUGGGCAUCUUAAAGGCCGUAAAAUCUACACCUCUUUACGUGCCUUUUAAAAGCGAGUUGAAUGUACAGUAAUUUCAGUCAAAUUCAACUCGCUGCUAGCCCAGCUUUUAUUCUUGGCCUCACCGGUUAUACAAGUUAUUCGUUUGUACUAAUGUGUUUAGCAAAAAAUGAAGUCAUCUUUAUUAAGAAGUUAUACAAUUACAAAAAGGAAUCAAGAGGUGAUGAUGGUUCUUACAAGGGUUGUUUUUGGAGAUGAAGGGCGCUUUCCAUUCAACCCAAAAUUCCAGAAAUUUCGGUUGGUACGUCACAUCGAACGGACCAUUUCGGUUUGGUCUGACCGGAAUAUUCCGGACCAGCUUGAAAGGUGGUCCAUUUUGACCUUUCAGGUCAUUUCGGUCGGUCGGACCUAAAUGUCCCUUUCCAUUUGACACAAUUGUUGUCCCCAGGACCGCUCUUUUGUAUCCUACCUACAAGAACAAUAACCAAACGCGCGGUGUCUUGGGUCGGGUAUGUGCAACCGGAAUGUACCGUUCCGUUGGGCACGUGAAAUUUCCGAAAUUUCAAAUCGGAAUUUUUGUUGAAUGGAAAGCGCCGGAAAUCAUGUGAUGUGACCUGCCACUCAAAAGAAUUUCUUUCGCAGUUUGACUUGUUACACUUGCUCCUAUACAGAUAUUUUGAUAUUUUGCCCCAUCGUCAAUGUCAUUUUCCGGAUCAUUUUACGUUUCUGUGAAACUGCCCACCUACCCCUCCCCGAAGCCAAAAUUUUGCCCUAAGUAAGAACUACAGGUGUUAAUGUUGGUUUAGGGGAGGGGUAGGUGGCAUGUUUCACCGAAACGUAAAAUGAUCCCAUUUUCCUAUCCUUUUUUUGUUUAUUUAUUUUACUGUCAUUUCUUUUUUGUAGGCUCCGUUUGAGACCCCCUACGUGGUUCGACUUCAUAACGUUUCUCUGAUAGCACCUCCUCAGCCCUGCUUUAUCUUUUCACAUCCAAACAGAGGUUUGUGAACGGUUUCAAACUACCUAAGGUUCAGUAAAACGAGCAACAAAAACGUGCAACUUUUUUUUCGUCAUGGCUGCGAAACAAGUUUGAAAUGCUUUAUUGCGCGUUUUACCACCCAUGUUCAAACCUGUCUUGCGACAAAUCAGGUUUUUGCAGCUGCCUCGUACCCAGACGUCUCUCUCUCGAUGAAAAUGUGCGCGCAAAGGAAGGCGGGAAGGAUACCCUUCCCAUGGUCCCUUGCGGUUCCCACUUUACCGUAACCGAAGCAGUUCUUGCCUUAAGCUUAGUAUGAUAUGAAGAAUUAUGCCGAUCGAGGAUCGAGGGUUUUCUGCCUCAGCAGAUAACACUCUCCAAGGACUACAUAAUUCUUCCGAUCAUACUCAGCCUUCCCAGAUAAUUGCCUUAUUAUUCAUUCAAAAUUAUUAAUAGUUUCAAAUAUGCUUAGCUCUUACCUCAGUCGGGGUUAAGUUUUUGUCUUCAUUUGUCUGUUUCUCGCUCGGCAAAUUCAGCGAACAGGCUCCACUAGAGCCGAGGUGAGUGCAGCAUGGCUUGGGGCAUCAAAACAAAGUCUACAGGCUCUCUCGCCAUUUUUCCUCCCCCAGGCCACGCUCGGCUCGUUUCGCUCGCCUAUUCAUUUUUUCCCGCACAUCGGAUAAGACGGACCAAUCACAAUACAAAUCAUACCUCCUGUUCUUUGCCUUCCAGUUGAGAGAAUCGACAAUUCACGCGUGAAAUCUUUAGAGUUCGAAGCUAAGACAAGUUACACAAUGCACGGAUUCGCUGGCUACUUUGAAACAGUACUUUACAAGGACGUCACUCUGAGUAAGUACAAAUUAUAGAAUAGGCCACUUCCGAGUUCCAAAACAUCUCACUUUCAAAACGAGGCUAAGUGCGAAACCUUUGUUGUGAAAAUGAGUUUCAUGUGCAUCAUAAUUAAAAAUCAUUUUCAUAUCAAUAGCUUCGCACUUAGCCUCGCUUUGAAAGUGAGAUUUUUUGGAACUCGGAAGGCACCGGGUCAUUAGAAAGAAAGCUUUGAAGACGCAGAGAAGUAUUAAGGGAAUAGAUUAGUUAACCUUUGUCUCAGUUGGUGUUUUGAAGCAAUGAUUAAAGAUGCUAACGAAAAACUUAUGAAGUUUACAGUCGAGGUAUCACAAGUGUACCGAUAUAUUCAAAUUUAUUGAUAAUAUAAUAUAUUUACCACACCACUUUUUGCCAUUGUCACAUAGGUUUGUUCGCUUACACAUUUUUAUGCAUCCUCGGAGACCCAGGGGUCACCCAGGGGUCGGGAGAAAAGGCGCGACGAAAGUAUUCAAGCGCGGGCGGAAGGGCCCCUGGUUACCGACUCUUACCGGAUCAUUUCCAAACGGUCUAGUGAAUGCUGGCUCCUGAUUGGGCACAAAAAAUGCUUUGUAUUAUUGUGCCCAAUCGGCGAACAGCAUCGCCUAAGUUUUUUUUGUGUGUUCGUACACGACUGCUAUUGUCUCGCCGUACUAUAUUGUACUUGUCCGGUUCGUUGUUCACCAAGGUUGUUCCCAAACAGAAGUCACGAUUUGCUUGACUGGUUGACCCGACUGACUCCCUGGGUCUCCGAGGAUUAUUUUUGUGCUGUACUUUCGGAAAACAUCAAGUUCCCUUGUCCACUGUUAUCUCUCCUCCCUUUAUAUUUUUCAGGUAUAAGACCAGAAACGCAUUCAGAAGGAAUGUUCAGUUGGUUUCCAUUUUUCUUUCCUAUCAAGGUACGUGCAGUUUAGACAAACUUAAGGGUACGUGACACACCUAAACCAACCCACGGUCUUGCUAGUACCUCACUCAUGCGCACAGCCAUAUCACCCGGGCAGAGGCAGUCAUACACCGCUGUUUCGCCCUUGUUAUAGUUUAGCUUGCUUCUCAUCGUGCCAUAUUGAGGCCUGCGUUAUAUGAAAGCCCACUCGGCGUGUACUGUUUUUUCGCGGUUUGGUAAAAAGCUAUGGCAUUACCGCCACCGAAAUGCAUAAUUUUUUUUAGAUAUACCACAUACGGAAUAACCAUCGAGCCAAAAAUAUCAUACUGAGGGGCAAAAUAUCACGCUUGUGAGCGAAAUGUUUUAGCUCUAAUGUGAAAAGCAAUCUUACAAAACUUCAAAAGGUUGAGUUUGAUCGUCCGGGUGAACGUAGUCCUGAAUAGGACUGUUGUUGUUGACAGUGACUGACGUUUCGACAACCUGUGCGGUAGUCAUCUUCAGAGUCAAAGUGAGUUGUAUCACGUCAGUUGAUGGUAUUAUACUCGGGUUAUUGAUCUGAUUGGUCAAUUAUGUCGCGAUGUUAUUGGUCGUCUGUCAGUUAAGCCGUGAUGUUAUUGGCUAUGAAGACUCGUAAUCAGUGAUUGGUGCGUUUCGAUCCGUCUAUUUUCGCAGUUAAACAGUCGUCUAUUGUUAGUCAAAUUGUUAGUUCUCCAGUUGUUCUCUCGUAGUUAGUUUUGCUUGAUCUCGUCAAUAAGUCGUUUGUACGGCGCUGGUAACUGUUGACUACGAUUCAGUGGCGUUUGUUCUAAGUUAGUAAACCCGCUUUCUAAAGUAAGACGUUGAUAGUAGUCUGUAGAAUACGUUAUACAUGUCGCAGAGUCCCAGUCAAUUUGAUGUUUCGUCUUUAAAUGGUGCUCAGCAAUGUGAUUGUUCCUCGUCGCACAGUCUUACAAAACUUCUCGGUCAUCUUGCGACUUGAUCGAUCUCGCUGUUAUUAAAAUUUAGUGAUAAUGAUGUGUGCACCAUCCUUACAUCUUGGGGUACAUGCCUAUAAAUUGAACAAUGUAUGCCCGCGACCUAUGUUGACGGGGAUUGAAAGCAGUCUUCCUUUAUUGUAGGAAGUAAAAGUUAUCACUACAUUUCCUUAAGUUAAUUUUAUAUAAGCAAGCAGUCGUUGACUUUUUCCGCUGACGCCAUGUUUUUCUUAAUUUAAAGGAACCACAGUAUGUGACUGCGGGCUCAACAAUAGCUUGCCACUUCUGGAGAAAGUGUACGAGGAAAAAGGUCUGGUACGAGUGGUGCUUAUCUCGCCCCACCCCUACCCCUCUUCACAAUCCUGGAGGAAGGUCUUACGUCAUAGGCCUUUGAAACAGACCAAAUAUUCCGACCGAUUAGUUUUGGUUUGUCUAUAUUUUUUUAAACGCUUUUUUCAAUAUGUAGAAGGGUAAGUUGAAACUCCUUCUCUUGUAAGGCUUACACAGAUAUUUGUUUUGGUUUGUGUCUUAUCAGAAGGGCUGUUGUUCAAUGCAUCCUUAAUGAUUAUAACAUUUAUCCGGAUUAAAUAAAGUG
Molecule: messenger RNA, 17217 nt
Organism: Porites lobata
Lineage: Eukaryota; Metazoa; Cnidaria; Anthozoa; Scleractinia; Poritidae
Source: the annotation of a GenBank genome assembly